AUGAUCCUUCCUUCACUGGGCAGCACGACGAGUUCAAGGGAUUUAGCAGCAACAGCACUCGCAGAGCUUCGCAGAGAGUCGCAAGACAUAUACAACCGCAUCCAUUCCAUCGCUGAAGAUGCAGAAUUCGUCAAACAGGUCCGCUAUCACUAUGGCGAUCUUCCACUUCUGCCCAACAUGCGAUGCGGCGCUUGGUAUGUCGAUCCGGACAUCGUAGGGGGUUGGCUCUCCCUCCAUCCAUCGCAACAUACAUAUUUUAAAUCCACGGACGGUCAUACGAAUAACUGGAGUUUUAACUUGCGCAGGCCCAACCUGCAUAUACUGCCAUUGAUAGUACAGUACCAUGGGCUCAUCCUGGUCGACUCAACUCGCGCCGGGAAACGUAUGCCAGAUGCACUUUCGAAGACAGUGCCAAUAUGGUGCUCGGUCAUAAAUCGUGCUCUUGCUCUCAAACAUCCAUCCAGCUUCGACGGUUGGGACACUGCACUAUACACACCUCCUGGGGUCGUGAGCACACAGGAGCACUGUCAGAUUGAAACGAAACUGGAUGAAUGGGCUGCAGAAUUAGCUGCAUCCUUUUACGAAAUCCCCGAGUUGCAACAUCCUUUGAGGCCAGUAUGGAUCACGCCUGCAACAAGCACGUAUCCCGAUCUAUCAUCAAAUGCGUUGUCUUUCUAUCCUGUCGUAUGUUUGUCUGCUUCGAAGCAGGUCACAGACGGCUUAGAGCGCCGUACUGCCGGGUUCACUUACAUUCAAGGAUCUGGGGACGAUCAUGAAUUGUGGAGCAUGGGACUCACAUCGAAUGUAUUCUGGAGAAAUCGCGACCAGCUACUGAACGCGACGCGCUCAGCACUACCGGACCUCGUCCAUGGGUUGACCUCUUGCUCUGACACACCUCGUGGUAGGGGUACCGAUGAAUUAUGCUUGACCCCAAUAAAGCACGUUUCUAGUCUAAUUUCUCUAUGCUCUACGAGCACGCUACAGUUUGCCAUGCCAUUAAUAGCGACUUCUGGUAUGGCCGUGGUGUGUUUGACGUCCAACGACUUGUGCCAGGUUUGGAAUGCGAGCACCGCAGAACCUUCUCGGUGGUUAUGCAUACAAGUUCCGGAGGGUAAGAAAGGACAGCACGAUUUCUUACGAACCGUUCUGCCACAAUCUGUGCCUUUCAUCAAACGACACCUUGUUGACGGGCACAAGGUUUGUAUUGCGUGCGACUCUGGGUCAGAUACCAGUGUAGGCGUAUGCAUGACUGUUUUAGCGCUGUUCUUCCGCGAAGACGGGUCUUUCAACCCUCUGGAAAACGGACAACACAACUUAUGUAAGGAGUUCCAGAAAUCGUCUAGAUGA
This is a messenger RNA of Pisolithus orientalis, 1347 nucleotides long. Its product is annotated as tRNA A64-2'-O-ribosylphosphate transferase. Gene Ontology annotation, molecular function: tRNA adenosine(64)-2'-O-ribosylphosphate transferase activity. The transcript is spliced from 6 exons. Gene Ontology annotation, cellular component: cytoplasm. NCBI's taxonomy places the organism in Eukaryota, Fungi, Basidiomycota, Agaricomycetes, Boletales, Pisolithaceae. Bases 1 to 1347 code for a protein of 448 amino acids. The record is from RefSeq and is a predicted model, not a curated record. Gene Ontology annotation, biological process: charged-tRNA amino acid modification.